Messenger RNA from Xenia sp. Carnegie-2017, 883 nucleotides. RefSeq names its product tetraspanin-31-like. The record is from RefSeq and is a predicted model, not a curated record. The coding region runs from base 69 to 749 and encodes 226 amino acids. The transcript is spliced from 5 exons. Gene Ontology annotation, cellular component: membrane. Lineage: Eukaryota; Metazoa; Cnidaria; Anthozoa; Malacalcyonacea; Xeniidae.
GCUGUUCACUGUUGUCGUAGUUUGUACAUACGUAAAUAUAUUCUUUGUAGAGGUGAAAAGAUAACAAUAUGUACAUUGAAAAACGUUCUGGCGUAAAGUCGUGCACAUACUAUUGCUCGAAAAAUUCUCUUGCUGUGUUAAAUGUCAUUUACAUUUUUCUUGCAAUCUUGUUAAUAUCCAUUGCUGUAUAUGCAAAGAUCACAGCUGUGUUGACAAGUUUACCUAUACUUGGAGCAGUUGUUGCAUGUGGUGUAUUUUUGUUGAUUGUUUCAAUAUUUGGUUUGAUUGCAGCUGUUCGACAUCAACCAGUUAUACUUUUCUUUUACAUCAUAACUAUGGUGUUUUUGUUUAUCUUCUUGCUAUCAGUGUCUCUUGCUGCGCUAACUGUCUCCCCAGAUAAACAAGAGAAAAUAUUGAAAUCAAGCUGGCAAAAAUUGGGAAAUCAGACAAAGAAUGAGCUCCAAGUUGCAGGAAAUUGCUGUGGCUUUCAUGUUUUAGCAGACCUUCAAAAUACUACAAUGUAUCACCCUCCUUGCACUAAGCUUCCAUGUUGUAAGAAACGAACAAGAGACUUCUGUGAUCAAUGUCCGGCAUGUUUUACAUACUUUAAAGGUUCCAUUGAUCAAGCUCUUUCUGUGGCAGGAGCUAUUGGAUUGUUCUUCAGUUUCACAUUGAUAAUUGGCGUUUACGUGGCCUAUAAAUAUCGCAAUAUAAAGGAUCCAAAAAGUUCAUCUGGGUCGUUUCUUUAAUGAUUUCAAAUUCUAGAUUGGAAUAUGCAUAAAUACUAUUUAAUGAUAACUUUUUUCGUUUGAAUGCUUAAUUUUCUGUUGAAAUUUUCUGUUUGAAAUGUAUUAUUGACGAAAGAUUUUUCUUUUCCUUCCAA